AUGAAAUUGGUUUCCACCUUAGCUAUAACAUCAGUGAUUGCUACACAACUUGUGUCUGCUGCACCAGCCAUAUCCGACCUUAUACCAGAUGUUGUCCUUGAAGGAUCUGCAUCUGUAUCUACGGGCUUAAAUGUUGAAACUGACGGUGCUAGUCCAUCGGUAGAUUUGUUGGCAGAUAACAGUACUACCUCUUCAAAAACUUCCUCAGCCAAGAAAAGUGGCUCCACAUCAGAUAACGAUCCCUCACUUGGUGAUUAUAUUGACUUUAUUGCCGGGGGAAGCGACUCAGAAUCAAAUGAAUCAUCAUCUGUGACAAAAACUGCGGCUGUUAAGACCAGUAGUUCGUCUUCUAUUAAAACCGGAGAAUCAACCACUACUGGCUCAUACUUUGAUAAUCUUUUUGACAAGGUGUUAGGUGAAGGCGAAUACGCUGAUUCAAAUACUUCGAGCAAGACCUCAACCACCCCAAAAUCAUCAUCCACUUCAACUGGCGGUUCGCUCCUUGAUGAUGUUGUUGAUUCUGUUUUAGGUGGCGAAGAUAGUAAUUCAACUACUACCGCUUCUACUAAAUCUUCAAGUUCUACUGGUGGAUCGCUCCUUGAUGAUAUUUUUGAUUCUGUUUUAGGUGGUGACGACAGUAAUUCAACUACUACUGCUUCUACUAAAUCUUCAAGUUCUACUGGUGGCUCGCUUUUCGAUGAUCUUUUUGAUUCAUUAUUAGGAGAUUCCAGUUCGUCAGGUUCAUCCUCUAAUAAAUCCACUAGUUCUUCAUCUGGAGGCGAUUUCUUAGAUGAUAUUAUUAGUGGAGCUAAGAAUGCUAUUGAUGAUCUUUUUGAUUCCAAUUCUACUUCUAGUUCGGGAUCUAGUUCGUCUUCAAGUUCAGAAGGUAGUCUUUUAGACGAUGUUCUUGAUAUCGCAGAAAAGUCCAUUGGAUCUUUAUUCGACAAAGGAUCUAACUCAUCUGUCUCAGGUGGAAGCUUAAUUCAUGGUGCUCUUUCAAUCGCCGAACACGCUAUUGAGUCAUUGUUCAAUAGCGAUGGCGACUCCUCGUCAAGUUCUUCAGGUGAGAGCUUUAUUGACAAAAUCUUAGGAGUUGCUGAAAAUGCCAUUGGUAAUUUCAUCGACGGCUUAGGCUCUGACUCUGGCUCUACAUCUUCUUCAGGCUCCACAUCAUCUGGUUCUGGUGGCAGUUUAUUACACGACAUCUUCGGCUUUGCUUCAAAUGCAAUCAAAUCAAUUUUCGCCAACAAUAGUUCUUCUUCGGGCUCUGGAAAAGGAUUGUUCCUGAGCAUUUUUGCAAUUGCUGAGGGAGCCCUUUCUUCGUUAUUUAGUGGUUCAUCGUCCGGGUCAUCCUCAGGCGGAGGAAGUGUUUUGGGCGAUCUUCUCAGUUCAUUCCUUGGUGUUUCCAAUUCAACUGGUAUUUCUGGCGAUGAACUUUUGAGUAAGGCAUCUGAUGCUAUCUUUAAUUCUUCUGGAUCUGGCAGCAGCUUCUUUGAAGAAAUCAUCAAGGAUUUGUUAGGAUCCGCUAAAGAUGGAGUAUCCUCCUUAUUAGGUAAUAUUGUCAACGAAUUUGUUAAUGCUUUAUUCGAUGGAACCUCAGGUUCAUCAUCUAGCACUAGUACCAGUAAGGGAAGCAGUAGCUCUUCAUUAUUUGGUGGUUCUUCUGGCUCUUCUUCUUCUGGUAAGAAGUGUUGUUGUUCACCUGCCAGCAAGAAGAGAAAGGCAAAGAAGAGAGCCUUGAAAAAGAAAAUCAAGAGAAGUAUUAAAUCCGCAAUCAAAAAGAGACAGGAAUUGACUGAUUCCCAAUACAUUGACUACGUUUAA
Debaryomyces hansenii CBS767 is the source of this 1824-nucleotide messenger RNA. RefSeq lists its product as uncharacterized. The transcript has a single exon. Lineage: Eukaryota; Fungi; Ascomycota; Pichiomycetes; Serinales; Debaryomycetaceae. Bases 1 to 1824 code for a protein of 607 amino acids. The record is from RefSeq and is a predicted model, not a curated record.